This is a messenger RNA of Colletotrichum higginsianum IMI 349063, 1326 nucleotides long. Its product is annotated as CFEM domain-containing protein. The coding region runs from base 1 to 1326 and encodes 441 amino acids. The record is from RefSeq and is a predicted model, not a curated record. NCBI's taxonomy places the organism in Eukaryota, Fungi, Ascomycota, Sordariomycetes, Glomerellales, Glomerellaceae. The transcript has 4 exons.
AUGUCGCAGGCUAUCGCGGCCCUGGUCCACGCGGCGCAGUACAGCCAGCAGAGGGACGUCGAUCCAUCCAGCACCCCUCCUCCGCUGCCGCCCAUAUCGAACGACUACCCGUACCCGUACUCGCAUCUCCAACACAUCGGUUUCUUCGUGCUCUUCUUCUUCCCCGCCAUCGCCCUCAUUGUCGUGGCCCUGCGGGUGUACAGUCGAGUCAGCACGAAGCAAUUUGGCUGGGACGACGGGUUGAUAUGUUUUGCAAUGGCGGAGUCCGUCGCCGAGACGGCAGCAUCCUACAUGGGCAUGCGAUAUGCCUUCCUUGGCGUCCACGUCUACGACAUUCCCAUGGAGGCCGACAGUCGGCUUGGCAGCCUGUGGAACUACAUCAUCCAGCUGUUGUACAACCCGAUCCUUGCACUCGUCAAGACGUCGGUGUUGAUGUUCCUGCUGCGCUUGAGCGGGCAGAAGCGAUCAAUCCGAUACACCAUCAUCGGGCUCAACGUCUUCAACAUUGCGCUCAUGAUCGCCAUCUUCACAACCGUCGUCUUCCAGUGCCAGCCUAUCAGCUACUUCUGGGAGAAGGCGGGCCGCAACCCACCGACCGCGGGCAAGUGUAUUGAUAUGGGCGCCUUCUACGUCAGCACCGCGUCUCUGACCAUCUUCACUGAUGUCCUGGCCCUCGCCCUGCCCUUCUGGAUCUUCCUCGGACUAAAGAUGCAGAUCCGGGUCAAGAUAGCGUUGCUCGCCGUCUUCGCCCUUGGAGCCGUUGUCACCGCCAUCAGCGUGCUCCGCCUCGCGUGGCUGAUCGAGGUCUCGUACCACAUCAACGAGCAAGACCCAACGUACGACAUCCGCUUCACCUACUCAGCCGUCGAGACGAACCUUGCCAUCAUUGCGGCCUCGGCGCCGGCCCUGCGCGGCCUCUUCCUCCGCUGGUUCCCCAAGUUCUUCGCCUCGCUCAAGAGCUCCUCCAACCCCCGCUACGGCUACGGCCCAAGCGGCGACCCGACCAGGAAGUCCCGCACGACGGCCACGGCCACAGCGACUUGCGGCCGCGCCGCGUCGCAUCACCACCACCACGCCGACACGUUCCAACUCAAGAGCAUGAAGGGCCGGUCCGAGAUCCGGUCGCACUCGCCGACGACGAGCGAGGAGGAGAUCAUGACGUACGACGGUAUCAUGCGCACAACCGAGGUCAACGUCGUCUACGACGACAAGCGUGACUCGACCCCUCGCGGGGGUAAGGGGGAGCCCAUGGAGAGGGACGAGGCUCCCGGCCGCGGAAACUACGAAGCGAAACUGUAUUCAACCACCAGCUCGGGGAGCUUCUGA